Messenger RNA from Exaiptasia diaphana, 1454 nucleotides. Its product is annotated as coadhesin. The transcript has 5 exons. NCBI's taxonomy places the organism in Eukaryota, Metazoa, Cnidaria, Anthozoa, Actiniaria, Aiptasiidae. The record is from RefSeq and is a predicted model, not a curated record. The coding region runs from base 69 to 1454 and encodes 461 amino acids.
UUCCUGAAAUUGACCUUGCAUUUGCGAUUACUGCUACUUCCGCUGAUGGCGCCGAAAUCUACAAACUCAUGAAAUCAACAAUCAAGUCAAUCAUCACCAAAUAUGGAAACGACAAGAUCCACUAUGGUGUUAUCCAUUACGGUGCAAUCGCGUCCACUAAAGUGAAAUUCAGUGAGAAAUUCCCUUCAGUUGGUAAUCUGAAGCGAUACAUUGAUGCUUUGCCUCGUUAUACUGGGGGUGUAUCGGUGGACAAGGCUUUGGCGAGGGCAGAUCUUUUGUUUAAAGACCCUGCUGUGAGGCCAAAGGCGAGAAAGGUUUUGGUAAUGAUGACGGAUAAUACUUCGGGAAAAACUCCUAAGGAAAUUCUUAUCGCUGCAAAGCCGCUUCACGAUGCAGGGGUCACUGUAAUUGCUGUAUCAUUCGGCAAUCGAGUAAAGAAACCAGAACUGGAGUCAAUGACUGGUGAUAAGGAUAAACUGUUACCAUCGAACAAGAACGAGAACCCUGACAAACUAGGGGACAGAAUCAUUGAGCAAAUCGUACAAGACGCCAAGAAGAUCCCUAAAAUCGAUCUCGCUUUUGCCAUCUCCGCGACGUCACGAGAUGCAUUGCGCAMCUACAAACUCAUGAAGGACGCCAUAAAACAGAUCGCAGACGAGUAUGGAACCAGCAAAAUACACUAUGGACUGGUUGUAUUCGGUGAUGUAGCAAGUACUCAAAUCAACUUCUUUGAUACGUUCCCAAACAGCGAGAAAUUCAAGGCGUUCCUGGACAGUAUACAGAGGAAUACUGGUCGAGCUGAUCUUGGUCAGGCCCUCUCUGCAGCCAGGAAAUUAUUCAACRACCCAGCGUCUCGYCCCGACGCAAAGAAAGUACUUGUCGUGAUUACCGACAGAUCUUCGGGUCUCGACGCGGUCACGAUCAAGACAUCGGCAAAGUCUYUAMAUCAAGACAAUGUACGAAUCAUUGCAUUUGCCGUCGGAGACGAUGGAAGCACGAAAGAACUCGAAAACCUGACGCCACACGUUGAUGAUGUCAAGAGGGUGCCUAGCAAYGAAGAUGCUAAGAAAUUUGGCAAAGACAUUAUGAAACUAGUGCUUACUGAUCGCUUGGAAGAGCUCGACCUUGCCUUCGCCAUCAGUUCGGUAGCAGCGAACGCGGACGAAACUUUCCGACGAAUGAAAGAAACCCUUCGUAUAAUAAUCGACCACUAUGGUACUGAGCGCGUCUUGUACAGUAUCACGGUAUUUGAUGAAGUAGCGAAAAGRAUUGUCCGGUUUAACGAUAAGUUUGCUACUAAUGCSUUAAAGAGUUAUAUUAACCUYAUAAGACGAAAGACUGGGACACCUGAUAUUGCCAAUGCGUUGAAAGAUGCUGAAAACAUGUUUAAAAAUGCUCCUGGUGCUCGUCCCAACGCAAAGAAAGUCUUGGUGGUUAUGGUGGAUAAGAGGUAA